AUGUACGUCGCUCGCAAGGAUUCCAAUCAAGUGGUGGCAGCUGCGGAUCUUGUAGACGGACUCUACUGGCUUCGCACGACGCAGCGAUCGGCCAAUGCGACAUCACUCAGCAACGCUGUUGAUCUACAUGCGCGAAUGGGCCAUGCUCCAGUCGACGUACUUCGCAGGAUGGUGACAAGCCACAUGAUCAAGGACGCUCACAUCCCUUCCAAGCCGAAUGGAUCAAGUGUGUGUCGAGGAUGCCAAGAAGGGAAGAUGGUCCAAAAACCAUUCCCGAGCAACCGUGACAAGCGCACCUACAACACCUUCGAGAUGCUCCACUUCGACAUCUGCGGACCCAUGGAAGAAAAAUCUCUGGGUGGCAGCAAGUAUCUGCUGCUGAUCGUGGAUGAAGCCAGCGGAUGCAUGAAGGGUUUUUGUCUGCAUUCCAAGUCAGAGAGCGAAGAGUGCAUCAAGAAGUACAUCACGAUGAUACAGACGCAGUUCAACAAGAAAGUCAAAUUUGUGCGACACGAUGGAGCCCGCGAGUUUGCGACGAACUCGCUUCAAGAUUUCUACGAAGUCGAAGGCAUCGAGCAACAAACCACGGUGCCAUACGCACAUCAAGCCAAUGGAACUGCUGAACGCGCGAUUCGAACUAUCGUCACCAUCGGUCGUAGCAUGCUCCAUCAUGCCAAGUUGGACAAGUGCUUCUGGGCUGAAGCGGCAAUGACGGCCGUCUAUGUGAAGAACCGUUUGCCGUCACCCAAGAUUCCACACAAGACACCGUUCGAGAUUGUCUACAAUUCUAAGCCAAGUGUCAAGCACAUGCGCGUUUUUGGGUGCCAAGCAUACAUCUUGACCCCGAAGGAGAAACGACUCAAGUGGGAUGCCAAGGCCCGGGCUGGAUUGUUUUUGGGCUACGAAGAAGUGUCCAAGGCGUAUCGAGUUUAUGACAUCGAAGCGGGGCAGGUGAUGAUAAGUCGCGAUGUCAACUUCGAUGAGUCGGCCUUUGGAAUGUCGAUGCUGAUUUCCGAUGACGAUGUUGAUGGCCUGGACUUCGAAUCGAUCGAUCUUGAUGAUGAAGAACCGCGUCCGAGACACUUCAAACAAACAGGAAAGCGCAAGGCCCAACCCAGUCACGACAAUGACGACGCAAGCAUGCCCCGAGCAGUGCGCCAACGACCCGGAUUGGAAGAGUCAAGUGCGCCGGAUGUAUUGAGGGUUACCGGUACAAUCCGAACCUAG
Peronospora matthiolae is the source of this 1227-nucleotide messenger RNA. The record is from the annotation of a GenBank genome assembly. Lineage: Eukaryota; Oomycota; Peronosporomycetes; Peronosporales; Peronosporaceae.